AGUUAUGUUCCAGAUCCGUUCAAGUUACGAGAAUUUGUUACAUCCACCCCUCCAGGGAAUGAACGUCUCUUCUGUACGAUGGUUCGUCACGGAGAGGAGACAUCUGGCGGCCAUUAUACACUGUACUUAGAGUAUCUUGGAGGUCUCAUCCCGCUUCUGAAGGGCAAACGUGCCAGUAAACUAAGGCCAGACUUUGUCGUUUACGAUCCGAAGAUUAAAACAAAGACUAAUCCUGAGGCAACCAAUGGAAAUGCUCAAUAUGAGCCUCAAUAUGAAACUGAUUCUGACUCUGACAGCGACAUUUCAACAGAUGGAUGUGGAUCUCCCAGAAUGCAACGCAAGAAGAGGCCAAAACAGUUUCGAGCUGCCAAAGUUGAAAGAUCUAUAACAUUCCGAACCCUUGAUGAACUACUCUAUAAUGACAGUCUACCAGAGAGCUCCAAACUAUUGGAAGUGACAUCCAAUAUAUGGGGAACAAAGUUCCAUAUCACAGGAACAAUGCCAUUCCUGCCUGAGGAUCUAGGCCAUAUCCUCUACAAGACAAGUCUGCUUCAUCUCCAGCCACGACAGAUGACCAUCACGGUCACCGAGAUACGUAGUGAUGGACAGCUUCUCAGCCGCGACCCCAACUUUUCACCAGCUCGGGCCAUAGAGGAGGAGAGCGAUCAGUCAUCUUUUGAUGAAAUGUUGUAUGAUGGUGGGGACUACUGUCAUGACGAAGGGAUCCUUGUUGUCACAGAAACAGCUGUUGCUGGCAGCAACAACAAAAAUCAAGUUGUGGUCGAUGUGCUUCCAUCCAAUUCUUCAACCAAUCACAGUGAAGAUAACAAACCCUUCUUGGACCUGAUGAGUGAAAGUUGCGGCAUUAGUAAUGUUUUAGUUGGUACGGAGCGACCUUCAAGGACGCCAAACAUGAAAAAUAGGUCACUGUCACCUGCUACAGAAUCUCUUGCUCAAAACAAUGCCUUUAAUUGUGACUCCAAUGCAGUGCUCAAAGAUAAAUAUGUCGGCCAAGGGGCCAAGCCAAAGGUGAAAAACUUCCCUUUUUCCACAGGAUCUCAAAUGACAGAAGUAAACAUUUCUUCUGCUUCAGAGGAUGGCGGUAAUUCCGAAUUAAACCACAGUCCCACCAUGAAUGGUGUUAUGCGAACAAGUUUACAUAACGAAGUAGAAGACAUAAUGAAAUACGAUGAGGAAAACCGGUGGGCAGAUCGUGCCAAUUGUGGAAUUAAAUUUAUUGAUGAUGAUAAGGAUUACAGUAAAACUGUGGAGACAAACCACGAAAAUACAGUGAUAUGUGAUUCUAGUCAACUGACACCAACAUCAAACCUCACGUCAGAACAUCAAAAACGUUUGUAUCUCGCAGCAUCAGAGGAAUUACUAAAGGAUGCUGGGAAAGAUGUUUCCGAAUUAUUAUUUGACAGGCGAGAAAGUGUUGAUUCCUUAGCAACAGAGGAUGAUAGUGUUGAUUUCAUGGAUUCGCACACCAAUUUGACGGAUAACGAAAGUAUAACAAGCAGUCCUUCAUAUUCACCUAAGUCACACUCAUGCAAUCUCAAAACUAAGGAUUUCUUUGGUGAUGAUGAACGCAGCACCAGUCUCCACAGAGAUCCGUUUUCUAUAAGCACCCCAGACUUCGAAAUCAAUCACAGUGCUUCUCUUCCAGCAUCCCCUAUCAGGAGAAGUCCGAAAGGGGAUUCUCCAACAAGGAAACUUCGAGAGGAAGUUCUUAAAGGCAAAUGUAAACAUUACAGCCCGAUAUUCAAACGCAAGUCAAAAUACUCUUCAGCUCAGUUGGAAAGUUCCGAUGAGGAUCUCUCAUCGUCUGUGGAGGAAAUCCGUUUUACUCACAAUUAUAAAAAUCUAGAAUCAUUCCAGAAGGCUCAAUUUAAACAAAAGUUACGAAAAGUGCGACGCAAGAGUGAGGAGAGAUCAAGCUUUCCACAGAUGGGGAUGCGACAAUUUGUGAUGCAUAACAAGGCCCCACUCUGGAAUGAAAACAGUCAGGUUUACCAACUGGACUUUGGGGGACGGGUCACGCAGGAGUCGGCGAAAAACUUCCAGAUAGAGUUCAGGGGCCGGCAGGUUAUGCAGUUUGGUAGAAUAGACAGUAAUGCCUACACGCUGGACUUCCAGUAUCCGUUCACUGCCAUACAGGCGUUCGCUGUUGCCCUGGCCAACGUUACACAAAGACUCAAAUGAAAAGCUCAAUGUUCAAAAACGGACCUCGCAGUGAAGGAGAUAUGUGACAUCACAGCAAACAAUUACAGUUGUAAUGUUGUAAAACCAACCGAUAAACAGGAGUAAUUGUCAGCGAUGAGAGCCAAGAAAAACAAGGGGAGAUCAUUCUGAACCUUUUGUUCUAGAUGGAGACUUCUUCUUGUGGUUGACUGUGUCCAGGUUGGGAGAUUACAUCUAGUAGUAAACAGAGACAGCUGGAGAUCAGUCUCUUACAUUCUGAGGUCCUGCCUACCUUUAACUUUGACAAAGAACUCAGCCUAAAGCUCAAAAGGGCUUGCAAGCAGACAUCACUAGGAAAAAAUUUACAUAGAUAUCUUACUUUAUGUU
Messenger RNA from Ylistrum balloti, 2568 nucleotides. Its product is annotated as tubby-related protein 4-like. The transcript is spliced from 6 exons. The annotation marks the transcript as partial. Lineage: Eukaryota; Metazoa; Mollusca; Bivalvia; Pectinida; Pectinidae. The record is from RefSeq and is a predicted model, not a curated record.